Messenger RNA from Fusarium keratoplasticum, 780 nucleotides. RefSeq lists its product as uncharacterized. NCBI's taxonomy places the organism in Eukaryota, Fungi, Ascomycota, Sordariomycetes, Hypocreales, Nectriaceae. The transcript has a single exon. The record is from RefSeq and is a predicted model, not a curated record. The coding region runs from base 1 to 780 and encodes 259 amino acids. Gene Ontology annotation, molecular function: protein binding.
AUGGACGUCAUGGGGCAAGGCAUUACACCUCUCUCGCAGCUAGUCGUCAGGGCCAAGUACAAGCCUGCAAUCGCAUUGCUCGAGCGUGGUGCUGAUCCCUACUUCGACGGGCACAAUCAGAGAGUGUGUACACUGGGCUGGUGUUUCAAUGAUAGAUUUAUCGACCCAUCAGAGCCAGAGUCCGUGACCAAAGAGUUGAGGGAGGACCGACGAAAACUGGUGGCCCUGUUCAUUGCGAAAGGGGCCGACGUGAACAGAGUCACGAUUACUGGAGAUGAACAUCACACGCCCCUCUGCUGGGCACUAAUGGGAGGGAAAGACGUCGAAUGUAUCAGGAUUCUCCUCGAUGCCGGAGCCAGCAUCAGGGACGCCGUUACAUCUACAGAUGGUUCCAAGACCGAGGGUCUGCUCCGUAUGCUCUUCCGCAAAGUCGCCGGCUUAGCCCCAUGGGCUCCAAGGGCGAGCGACCCUAGCGAAGGAUUUUUUGAGCCUUACAAGGACUCGGUGCGUCUCUUGUUGGAGAACGGUGCGCGCAUUGACUCGGUUGAUGAUGAGGUGUCAGCCUUGGGGAUAUGCUGUCAGAUGGCAACUCCAAAGAUAGGGACCUGGGCCCUCGAGUUUCUCGUGGACAAUUCCACGCGCCGAAAUGUCACGCCAGAGUUCGUUGAAGCUAUUUUAGAGGAUACGGAGGACGAGGCGGUACGCACGCUGUUGGGGCGGCUGCGAGACAAGUUAGCGGGAGAUGGUGAGGAUGAUGAGGCAGAGACGGCUGACGACUAG